AUGAGGUUUCUUUGUCUUCACGGCUACGCCUUCAGCGUAGAGGUUCUCCAACAACAGAUGGAGCCCAUCACUGCUCAUCUGCCAAGUGACUGGGAUGCCACCAUAGUCAUCUCCAUUGUAUCCGAUGAUCUAACAAAACCAGCAAACCUCAAGCAAGUCCCCAAGCCCAACUACAGCUGGUACAACUUCCCCUAUCCCGAAGACGUCGAAGAGGCAUAUGAGCGUCUAGCCGCCUACGUUGAGUCCGAGGGUCCCUUCGAUGGCGUUUGGGGCUUCUCCCAAGGCGGUUCGAUGGCUGCCCUUCUUCUUCUCAUGCACCAAGCUGAGCACCCCGAUACACCAUACCCGUUCAAGAUGGCCAUCUUUACAUCAGCCUUUCUCCCCCACUCUUUUGACAAUGGCGUGAUCAGCUGGGAUCUCACAGAGAAGAACACCCUUGAGCCAACAUACCUCCCCGGACGAAUCGACGUCACUCACGGAAAGAAGCUGGACUGGAAGAAGGAUCUUCACACUUCGAUUGAGUAUGACAUGAUCAACGCUGUCAAGGAUGAGCUUGACUUCCCUGUUGAUCUUCUCCUUCGAUGGAGGCCGAGUGAUAUCCCCGAGAAGAUCCCAGUACCUUCUGUCCAUGUUCGCGGCUUGAAGGACCAUUAUUCCUUCGUUGAUGAGUCUGUGUACGAGUUGUUUGAUCCUGAGAUGGCGAGGAAGAUGACACAUCGGGGAGGACACAACUUCCCCAGGUAUAACGAGGAGUUGGUCCAUUUUGCAGAGUUGAUCAUUGAGACGGUUGUUUCACUUCACUGA
Molecule: messenger RNA, 804 nt
Organism: Fusarium redolens
Lineage: Eukaryota; Fungi; Ascomycota; Sordariomycetes; Hypocreales; Nectriaceae
Product: serine hydrolase FSH
Exons: 2
Coding region: 1-804 (267 amino acids)
Cellular component (GO): cytoplasm; nucleus
Source: RefSeq, a predicted model, not a curated record